ACGCGGCAGCGCGUUUAUAAUCCGCUCAAGCGAUGAGUAAACAACCGAUAGACCAACAGCGGAUGGCUUUGCUUCUCGUCAUUUCUCGGUGAGACUCGGCGGACGUGCUUCGGACGACGAGGCGACUGCUUUUCUUCCCGACCCGACCCGACCCGUCACCGACUCUGCGUGUAAAUGCUCACAGACAAGAUGAUGAUGUCCCCGUGGGACCGCUGGUUCUCCACAAGCUGCUGCCUGUGCUGCCAUGUCCGCACAGGAACCAUCAUCCUGGGGGUCUGGUAUAUGCUCAUCAAUGCCGUGGUGUUACUCAUCCUGCUCACGGCCCUCAGUGAUCCAGAAAAGUACCAUCUGACCAGUGCCGAGUUGGCCAAUGACCUGGAUGUCAUGGAUGAUGCCAACAUGUGCAUUGCCUCAGCAAUCUCCCUGUUGAUGAUCCUUAUAUGUGGAAUGGCAACAUAUGGUGCAUAUAAGCUGCGUGCCGCGUGGAUCAUCCCCUUUUUCUGCUACCAAAUAUUUGACUUUGCUCUCAACGCCCUGGUGGCUGUCAGCAUUGUGGUGUAUCCAAACACAAUACAGGAUUACCUGCAGCAGCUGCCGGAUAAUUUCCCUUACAAAGAGGAAGUGGCUGCGCUCAGUAACAUCUGCCUGGUCCUCGUUGUGCUGCUCUUCAUCGGCUGCAUCAUCGGCUUUAAGGCCUACCUGAUCGCCUGCGUGUGGAACUGCUACAGAUACGUGAGCGGCAGGGGCGGUUCUGAAAUCCUGCUCUACGUCACCACCAACGACACCACAGUGCUGCUGCCUCCGUAUGAUGACAACAUCAGCGUCCCAUGCAAACAGGCUCCUCCGUCCUACAUCUCCACUGAGGCGACGGCAUGAAAACAUUCCGAUGUUGGGAUCCUGCAGAUCGGAUCCUCCCGUUAGCACUCGAUACGACACACUCCAGCAAAACGACGCACCACACUGCCUCUCCAGUUAAUACUAUGUUCACAAAUAUCCACGAUGGCACACAUCGCUCAGCGAUCUCCCAUUCCAUCUCGGCGUUACUGACCAACUUGUAAUUUAUCAUUUCUCUUCCUCCCAGGUUUAUCCAGGAGCGAAUAGCAUUGUAUGCUGUAGAUUCUGGCUGAAAUGACAUGAAAGCUGUAGGAAGUCGCAUAGAUUACAUAUAUUUUUGUGAAUUCUAUUUAUUUUUUGUGCGUUUGUAACAGUAUUAUAUGGGUCUGAUUUAUCUAGUCAUAUUUAUGUUAUGCUCAAUGUAACAGUAGCUGUGUUUCCAUUACAAAUGUGCACAAAUCUUUGUAAAAAAAAAAAAACGAAACUAAAUUUUGCAAUUGUGAAAAAACGUGUUUCCAUCAAAUAAGAAAUUAAGCUAAAGCCACAUAUGAAUAAGUUUGUUCACGCAAUGUCUUUACAAAACAUGGCGGCGACGAAUGUAAACAGUUACAUUAGAAAUAUUCAUAAUUCAUCAGAAACAUUGCAUCUACAGAUCCUACGUAUCCAGCGUUUUGGGGAAAUAAUAGUCUGCGAUUUUACACAAGAGUUAUGGAUUCAAAACAUUUGAAUGACACACAUAUUUUUAUUAACUAUAUAAUGCUGUGAGAGCUCUGGGAGAGCUGUUGGGAGCUCUGGGAGAGCGUGUUGUCAGAAAAAAUAAAAAGCACACCAUCAUCCUGCUACCACUUCCCGUCGUCUUCUUUGUCGUUUCCGCCAGUAGUAACAUCCAGCUAUUGAUCACUUAAUGCGAAAAAAGUCACAUAAAAAAGUUAACUGUUACAUCUAUACAUCUAUUUUGUAUGAAAUACAUGGAUUUCAUUUGACUGAAGAACCACCUCAUCACACUGUAAAAACCUUUUUAUCGAAACCAGUGAGUUUUUUCGAAAUUGGCAUGUUUCUGUUUAGCGAAUUUAUCUUUAGAAUUUAAAUGUGCACAAUUCUAUAGUUAAUGGAAACGCAGCUAGUGAACGGUAUGGAUCAGCGUGGGAAUGGAUACGGAGUUAUUCGGUAUCGGUCUUGUCUGCUCGUGAUCAGGGUUGGAUUGCCUUCACUCUCUCUUUCUCUCUCUUUUUCUCUAUAAUGGGUUGCACUUUAUCAGCUCGUGUAUGAAGUGUCCCCUUAACUUGAAGUUUUCCAAAGAGAUGUAUCUGCCUGUAUUCUGACAUGAUCAAAGAGCUGCCCUAAUGUACAUCACCAAGCAUAUCACCUCUUUUUCUGUGUUCUUUUUGACUGAUUACGUGGCUGUAACCUGCAUCGUAGCGUUGUGAACUUUUAACCACGUUUCUACCGACCGACGAAGAACAUCUUAGCUUAGCUUCACUUUCUAUUUUUAAAGCAUUGGAGGUGCUGAUCUGAAAUCAGUUUGCUGUGUGAAUGCGGGGAAACUGGAGCGUUGGAAAAGCAGGUCCUGCUUGUGUUUUAUCAAUCAAAGAAAAAGAAAAAAGCUGCUUUUUGCUCUGUGUAAACAUUACACAACCAUGUUCCACCAGAAGGACUUGUUGCUGCCUGAAAACAAAACGUUCUGCAAGGAUGCAAAAGUCUCUGUUUUAUGGAAAUAAUUGAUGUGAUAUUUUUGUCUAUUAAAACCAAAUUUCCUGAA
Messenger RNA from Poecilia reticulata (guppy), 2593 nucleotides. Its product is annotated as lysosomal-associated transmembrane protein 4B-like. Gene Ontology annotation, cellular component: lysosomal membrane. The record is from RefSeq and is a predicted model, not a curated record. Lineage: Eukaryota; Metazoa; Chordata; Actinopteri; Cyprinodontiformes; Poeciliidae.